CCCAGUGCCAGCAGGUUCAAGUUCCAACACUUCAAGGUUCAAGUUUACUGUAAUCCCAGGCAGACGUACCCAGGGUUUAAUGCCGUGAAAGUUCGCAGUUUCCAGCCCCAGCACAGUACGUUACCGGCAUGAGCAAGAUCGGAUCGUCGCUUCUGGAUGGGAAACGGGAGAGUUUGUGAAGUGACAGAGGUGCAGGAUGUGAACAUGUCCAUGAGAGGUCUGGGCUGGUCUACCAGAAAGGUGGCGGAGACAUGAUGGUGGGAAUGGACUCCUUUGGUACAGCCUCAGUUUCUGGAGACCCACUGAGCUGAAGGAGGGGGCAGGACCAGUGAGAUCUGGCAGUUAUAAAGGCAUUCAGAAGGGUGGGAGCCACCGAAGCAGCAAGUUCGACCAGGACUGAGAAUAAGAGAGAACAUGGCGUCCCAGAGACUGGGACAUCUGGUGUGUUUGAUCCUCCUUCAGACAUGGACAUGGGAAAGUCUUGGGAAAGAUUCCCAGACGGCUGUCUAUGAACUGCCUGGACAAGAGAAUGUUCUGGAGUUUAUCCAGCAGACAGUGAACAAGCUCAGACCCGUGUCCAGUCUGGGCCCAGGUGCUCAAGUUGUAUUCGAUGUCGAGCACAGCGGGAACGGUGCAAUUGUGACUGCAGUGACUACCAUCAUCUACGACAAGAUCAAUGUGAACAAGGGUGAAGGCUACAGUGGCAAGACUGGAAAGUUCACGGCCCCGAGGUGUGGCCUGUAUUUCUUCAGCUACUCCUCGCUCCCUGGCAGAGGGAUGAAGACUGACGUGCAGCUACUGAAGAAUGGAAAGGAAGUUAGUUUGAUCCACAGUGUCCUGCCCAAGGAUAGUUCCCAGCUCUCCAUGAGGAACAUCAUCCUCGAACUCCACAAAGGGGAUGAGGUGUGGGUGCAACUGAUCGCUGGGAAUCUGUGGAGCAAAAUAGGGUCCCUCAGCUUCCAGGGCUUCCUACUGGGGCAGUAGGACGUCCCAGCAAUGCUUUGCUUCUGCAAACCCUUCCUGCCCUGCAGAUGAAAACGCUUCAGCCUGGCUGUGCUGUUGUUGAAUCAACAAGUGAAGCUGACUGGGGAUGAGACUGGUUCACGGAUGGAGAGAGACAGGGAGACACAAAGAGAUUGACCUGCCAAAGACAAGGGUUAGAACGUUGCCUUUGGUGAAAUGUCUGAAGGCACAAACCCGGGAACAGGACACGGUCGCUCCGUCCCGUCAGCCUGACCUGCUGGUUGUACAGAGCCGGCCUCAGGAAACAUGAUCCCAGACCUUCACCAUUAUGCUCCGUGAGAAUUUUGUGUGCCCCAAUACCAUCAGCUUCCCUUCUCCCAAACACUGGAGAGCACGGAGCGAAUGUGCUGAUGUCUCCUCGUACGACACGCCCUCCAUCCCAGGGAUCAGCCUGCUGAGAUUUUGCUGCAUUCCUUCUACUCCAGGCACAUCCCUUCUGAUGCUGGGACACCAGACGUGUCCACAAUAUCCCACGGGCCGUCCCUGCUCGUUAAUCUUCAGCACUGAUGUAUAAAUCGACCAGGUCACCUUCUCACCAUUGAAUAAAAAACUCCCUUUGAUUUUUGUCUCCCAGACUGACUGACUUGGCCCUUUCCCACAUUCUGUCCCCACCUGCCAUGUCGUUACCUUUUACAAUGUGUCUUCAUUCCCCUGAAGUCUCUCCGCAUCCUCCUCAUAAUCCACACCGUUACCUGACAGCUUCAGAACAUUACGUGUCCUGUGGUGCUCCAUCUCCUCCCCGCGACCCUCUCCUCAAACUCACUCCCACCCACGCUGCAUUCUGGAACACGUCUGUGAAUUACGUACAGGUGAUUGUCCCUCAACGACGUGCUCUCACCUUGUGCACCGUGCAGGCAACCUCACUCAGCUUCAGUCUGGAGUUUGGGAGUGAGAGACUCAGGGAUUUCACACAAGGGCUCUCUCACCCACCCACACCCGUCCUCCCGUUCAGACACUGUUCUCUCUCCACUCAAUUCCUGCUGUUGUCACCGGGAUGUUCCAGGUGGAGGGAGAGUGAAGUGGAGGUUCUGCCUGGGACUCAGAAGCUGGGAGGGGAGGGGAGGGGAGG
Messenger RNA from Pristis pectinata (smalltooth sawfish), 2092 nucleotides. Its product is annotated as complement C1q tumor necrosis factor-related protein 3-like. The record is from RefSeq and is a predicted model, not a curated record. Bases 415 to 984 code for a protein of 189 amino acids. The transcript has 6 exons. Lineage: Eukaryota; Metazoa; Chordata; Chondrichthyes; Rhinopristiformes; Pristidae. Gene Ontology annotation, molecular function: protein binding.